This is a messenger RNA of Rubroshorea leprosula, 1157 nucleotides long. The record is from the annotation of a GenBank genome assembly. NCBI's taxonomy places the organism in Eukaryota, Viridiplantae, Streptophyta, Magnoliopsida, Malvales, Dipterocarpaceae.
GCUGUAGAGGUCUACACUUUCCAGACUCCACCAGCAAAAUGGCGACCUCUCUAGCUCGCAACUCCAGAAGAGCCCUUGCCUCAGCUCUAUCAACUCACCGCCACGUCGCCUCCCGGUGUUUUUCCACCGAGUCGGCCAAAACGAUCACUUCAUCGGCGGAUCGAAUCAAGUGGGACUACAGGGGCCAGAGGAAGAUAAUUCCGCUCGGGCCGUGGGUUCCCAAGGUUGCCGUUGAUGCCUACGUCGCGCCCAAUGUUGUUCUUGCCGGCCAGAUCACCGUUAACGAUGGGGCAUCCGUGUGGAAUGGCGCUGUCCUGCGUGGCGAUCUCAACAAGAUCACCGUCGGUUUCUGUUCUAAUGUACAGGAGCGUUGCGUCGUUCACGCUGCUGCUUCCUCUCCUACAGGAUUGCCGGCAGAGACAUCAAUUGAGAGGUUUGUCACUGUUGGCGCAUACUGCCUCCUGAGAUCGUGUACAAUUGAACCCGAGUGCAUUAUUGGGCAGCACUCUAUUCUUACGGAAGGUUCAUUGGUGGAGACUCACUCUAUCCUUGAAGCUGGGUCCGUGGUUCCCCCAGGUAGGAGAAUUCCAACUGGGGAGCUUUGGGCAGGAAAUCCAGCAAGGUUUGUUCGAACUCUAACCCAUGAAGAAACCUUAGAAAUCCCUAAACUUGCAGUGGCCAUUAAUGAUCUGAGCAAAGAACAUUUCUCAGAGUUCCUUCCCUACUCCACAGCAUAUUUGGAACUAGAAAAAUUCAAGAAAUCUCUGGGAAUUACAAUCUGAUUCAUUUUUGUUGUCAUAUUUACAUGUAUCUGGUUAACUAGAGUUUUCCUGGAGAGGAAAUAAGCACAGCCCAAGAACAUCUAGAACCAUGCUUUCAUCUGUGUAUUUGAUCAUGGUGGUUUCUGGCUGUUGAAAGUACUUAGUACUCGUGAGUUCCAAUCCGGUGGAUUGCAGUUGAGACUGAAGGCACUUGUGUAAUUUCUUAUGUUUGCUAUAUUUGAUUCCAGUUUUUGCAGUUGUUGAAUGUUGUGGAACUGGAAAAAGAUGUCUAAAAUCAUCUUUGUUUAGCCAUUUCUUUGAAUCUGUUGAGCACCUCCUUCAUAAGCUAAAGGAGAAUUUUACUAUUAUGAUGCGGGGCUGGUUUGAAUACUGUUU